GUGGUGAGCAGCAUCUGAUUACAGAAACGCCAGCAAGCUCAGAGGGGAAAGACGCUCAAUAUCAGCAGGAGAAGCAACAUUUAAUUCCCCCUGUGACGAAAACAAACUUCUUUUACUCUUUUAUCUCCGUAGAAACCACAAAAUUGGACUUUUUUUCUUUUUUAAACCGGAGGGAAGAGGAAAACUCCGCAGUUUUGUCGUCGGAUGAGGAGGUUUGAGGUCGGCAUAAAUGGCUGAAGGGGGCCGACUGUCGACGGAGUAAAACCUGCAGGAUGUCGCAGUUUGUGGAGGUGUGAAUUGAGAAGCCAGGCGGCGCUUUUAGGCGAAUAUCGACGUUUUGCGGCUAAAUAAGAAACGUUUGAGGCUGCUGGAGGAUUCAGUUUGGUUUGGUUUGUUCCGCCAGCGCGGAGUUAAACAGGCUGCUGGAGAAACGGGCCGUCUUCAGUUUGGACAUCUGUCCAUUUGUAUUUUCGUCUCUGAUAAGUCUCGUGUGCCGCCGCCAUCAUUCCGUGCUGCAGGGCCGACCCCAACAUGUCUUCCAACGGAGACGUCAGCGACCUCGGCAACUCCGACAGCUUCUGGGAGCCGGGUAACUAUAAAAGGACAGUGAAGCGGAUCGACGACGGCCACCGGCUGUGCAACGAGCUCGUUAGCUGCUUCCAGGAAAGAGCCAAGAUCGAGAAGAGCUACGCUCUUCAGCUGAGCGACUGGUCCAAAAGGUGGAGGGGCAUCGUUGAAAAAGGCCCUCAGUACGGGACUCUGGAGAAAGCGUGGCACGCCUUCAUGCAGGCGGCCGACCGCCUCAGUGAGCUGCACAUGGAGCUGCGGGAGCGGCUAGCAGGCGAGGAUAGCGAGAAGGUCCGCGACUGGCAGAAAGACGCUUUCCACAAGCAGAUGAUGGGAGGCUUCAGGGAGACGAAGGACGCAGACGACGGGUUCAGGAAAGCUCAGAAACCCUGGGUCCGCAAGCUGAAAGAGGUCGAGUCCAGUAAGAAAAGCUACCAUCAGGCCAGGAAGGAGGAGUGGACGGCCAUUUCCAGGGAAACGCAUGCCAAGGCUGACCCGUCCAAAUCCCAGGAGGAAGUCCGCAAAUUCACGGUCCGGGCCGAGCGCUGCAACCAAGAGGCCGAGAAGGCAAAGGAGCGCUACGCCAAGGCCCUGGAGGAUCUGAACCGCUGCAACCCUCGCUACAUGGAGGACAUGGAGCAGGUGUUCGACCUCACGCAGGAGGCAGAACGGAAGAGGCUGCGCUUCUUCAAAGACGUCCUGCUGGAUAUCCACACGCACCUCGACCUGUCCGCCAAAGACAGCUUUAAAAACCUGCACCAGGAUCUGGGUCAGACCAUCCGAGCUGCCAGCGAUGCUGAAGACCUGCGGUGGUGGAGGAACACCCACGGACCGGGGAUGAGCAUGAACUGGCCCCAGUUUGAGGAGUGGUCUCCAGAUUCAAGCCGCUCCAUCAGCAGGAAGGAGCGAGGAGGAAACUCGGAGGAGAACGUCGUCACCCUCACCAACAUCGUGUCGUCGGGUGGAGGAGACGCACCUCCCAGUCCCAUCACUAUGGAAAUGGGCAGGGUGAAGGAUUACUCAUCGGACUGGUCAGACGAGGAGAGUCCCAAGAAGGUGACGGUGAACGGCGUCAGGGAGGCGGAGGACAAGGAGGAGGAGGAGGGGGAGCAGGCGGAGGGCGUGGCGGUGAGAGCGCUGUACGAUUACACGGGCCAGGAGGCGGACGAGCUCAGCUUUAAAGCAGGCGACGAGCUGAUGAAGCUUGGUGAGGAAGACGAGCAGGGCUGGUGUAAAGGAAGGCUGAGGAGCGGCCAGGUGGGCCUUUAUCCCGCCAACUACGUCCAGGUCAUCGCUUCCUGAUGGUCCCGCCCCCUCUGGUCAACUGAGCCAAUCAGAAAGCUGCACACCAUCUGCCAGGAACAAGUGGAGGCUUUCCGUCCUGACCCGAGGAAAAUGAGUCCUGUGGUUCAGAAAGUCUGUUUUUCUCAUUGGGAAGAGAACAGAACUACAAUAUCUGUUAGCAGAGUCCUUCAACGCUAGCAGGAAAACCACGAGUUUCUGAUCGGAUCAUUAAACCCGCAAAAGAGGAUAAUCAAUCAAUCAGCAAGAGACUCAUCAAAAACGGGAUUUUUCUUUUACGUUUAGUCGCAUUGGAUCAUUUCUAUCAAUUUAGAAGAAAGGAUAAAUCAAGGGUACGGCUUGACGCUAAUUAGCUUAGCUUAAAAAAUUGCUAAGCUCUUCUGCUAACUGCAAAAUUGCAUGAGAAGCUUUAAUUAGAAAAUGUUCCCAUUUCCACACAUGCUCAACAUGCAUGUGUAUUUUUCUUUCCUGUUAGCCAAAGUUUUCUUUAAGCCAGCACCUAGUGGCCAUCGGCGGUACUGCAUGUUCAAGAUCUUUCUUUUAAAAGGAAAAAUGAGGAUUUUAAAAAAUUUAUGUGACAAGGUUAUCAGUCAGUAUUUUUGCUUACAAGAGGUUGUAGCCAGAACAAUUUGGAUUUAGAGAAUUGAGAUAAAACCUUAUGUAAAUAGACAAAUAAAAUGCACCAUGCUACUAUGAUGAAGCAUUUGCUGGAAAUGUUGCAUGCUGGUUAAAUACCUGACCUGUGCUCAGGUCCAGCUGUUAGCCUGACUUUCUUUUUAGCUUCAAAAAGUCUUAAAAGAUGAACAUUUCUGAUAUCUACAAAAUGUAAGAUAUUGAUUACUGGUAACUAGCUCACAUGACCCCAUUAAAAAAAAAACCUGAGAAUUUCCUUCUAAAUGAAAAGCCAAACUACAGACUGUCAGUGCCUUAGAUGAAGAGGCCAGAAAUGUGCAUCGCCGCCCUGCUGGUUGACUUGUGGAACUACAUCCUGUAAAUCCACAACACCGCUCCUUAUUUUAUAUUUUUGAAAAAAAUAAAUAAACAGCGCAGUUUUUUGUUACACUGACCUACCAAACUGCAAAUGUACAGCUCUGCCCUUGUGCUCGACUCUGGAACUACAUCCUGUAAACGAACAGCGCCGCCCUUCGGUUUGGCCAAAGAAUUGCAUCUUUAAAUUUCCGCUGUUUUGCUGUUGAACGGACAGAAGAAAAAAAAACAUUUAUUUGGACUCCUGGACAUAAAUUAGACUUUUUUUUUUAGUUUUUCUGGUUAUUCUGAGUCUUGGAUGCAAAAUUUUCUUUGUUUUUUAAAAGAAUAAUUAUAAUAAUAGAGGUUCGUUUAUAUUAACUUCUGGAUAAAUUGUUGCCACUUCUUUCUUAGAUUUUUUUUAUAUUGUUCAUUUCCUUUUAACUCUUCUUCCAGUUUUUUUUAAGUCUGUUUGGCUGUGAACACAACAGUUUGACCUCAGUCACAUGAAAUAAGUCUAGAUUUUGCUAUAAUUGUUUUUUUUCUAGGGAUUUGGUUUUCUUGUUUUAAGUUCUUGUUUGUUUCUGAGGAGAGUUUUCUCCGUCUUGCUGAUCAGAGCAUAGCUACAGCUAACCUGCAUAUGUGUUUAAAUGCUAAUAAUAAGAUAUUUAAACGUUUAAACUGCACGCAUCUGUAGCAAGUACAGCUUCAAGUGGGAGAAAUAAACGGCUCGAAACUUUUCAGAC
Molecule: messenger RNA, 3581 nt
Organism: Xiphophorus couchianus (Monterrey platyfish)
Lineage: Eukaryota; Metazoa; Chordata; Actinopteri; Cyprinodontiformes; Poeciliidae
Gene: pacsin3
Product: protein kinase C and casein kinase substrate in neurons 3
Exons: 11
Coding region: 532-1869 (445 amino acids)
Biological process (GO): cytoskeleton organization; plasma membrane tubulation; regulation of endocytosis
Cellular component (GO): cytoplasm; endosome; plasma membrane
Molecular function (GO): protein binding; phospholipid binding
Source: RefSeq, a predicted model, not a curated record